ACGUGUUGUGUGUACAGUGCGGAGCUGCAGCGUGAUGGCGAAGAGGCCGACGAAUAAACUGGCUGGACCGGCUGGCCGGGCCGUUGAGGGCCCUGGACGCCCCCGCGGAAAGGUGAAGAAAAAGAUGAAUUCCAAACCCAAGGACUUGGACACCCAGGAAAUCCCUUUUAAGCUUCGAGAGAUUAUGAAGAGCCGGAUUCAAAUGAACAAACCGAAAGGAAAGAAAAAGAGGAAGCCAGUGCCGAGACAAGGGCCGCGAAAUGAGGAGUUGCAGACGGACAUUCCGGUGCCCAAGUUCAAGAGGGAAAGAAACGAGUCGGUUGGCGGUUACUUCAACCGCAUGAACCGGGAAACGCAGCAUGUGAUCUUCCUCACCAAGAACCAGGUGGACCGCUGUCCUGAGAUGGAGCUGGACGACAAGGGGAAGCUUCCGGAGAAGGAAGAGGAGGAGGAGGAGGAGCUGAAGGUCACCAAGAAGCAGAAGUCUGAAAAGAGGAAGGAGUAUGAUCGGAAGUGUUUGGAUAAAUUCGUUAAGAAGAGAGAAGAUAAAAAAGUGGCUCGUCUGGAAGAAGAAUUUUUCAAAGAUACAGUGAUGUUCGGUGAAGUAGCGAUGGAGCCCCCGUCUCUCACAGUAAAGCCAAGAAAAGGUGCAGCGCAAACAAAGCCGGGAGAAAAACAGCUUUUCCUGAAAAAAUUCUUCGACCAAGGAAGCAAGCCAGCGAGUGCCCCUCCUGUGUCCAUGGCCAGGAAGAGAAUCAUAGAGGAGGAACGGGAACGCGUCAUCAAAGCCUACCGGGAGCUGAACAAGAAAAAACAUCAGCAAGCUGCAGAUUCCAAGCCCCCCAGGACUCGGCACACAUGAGGGACCAUCACUGGGGUUAUGUGGACAGUUUUCCAUCAAGCUGCACAAU
Molecule: messenger RNA, 911 nt
Organism: Nanorana parkeri
Lineage: Eukaryota; Metazoa; Chordata; Amphibia; Anura; Dicroglossidae
Gene: CCDC137
Product: coiled-coil domain containing 137
Exons: 6
Coding region: 35-862 (275 amino acids)
Source: RefSeq, a predicted model, not a curated record